UUCCCGCGAAACGCCGUGCGCUCGCAGACGCCAGUGUUCUCUUCGCGGGAAAGUUCACCGUCCGACAGCGCGCGUCUUCGCGUUCCGCGAGUGAUACCUGCCGAUCGUUCCACAUAUCGCGGACAGCUGGCUGCGAACGCGAGUAUCCCAUAAGGUUUCCCCGUCGUACGACGUGCAUAUAAACGUGAGGAAAAUCGCGAGAGCGCGAACCGCCCGGCGGAAAUACUGAUGUGCGUGACGCGCGGCUGCACGAUUCCGGCGGGCUUUGCUACCUUCUGUUCGCAACUCCCGGAGGACGACGUACCUCGCCCUGACAACGGGGAACGCAUCUGCCUGCCCGGGCGACGUCAACAAUCGCAUUUUGGAGGAUAAAUACGGCGAAACGAGCUGAUCCAACGCGACACUCCGUCGCAGGUGCAUCGACCUCGCACUCACGUUUGGACACGUGGAAAAAUCGCAUUUGGCACACGGUGUAAGAGACGCCGAGGAUCCGAGGAUUCGCGACAACAUUGUAUACUAUGAGAAUCUCCAAAAUUUGCCCCCUUCUUUGAGGUUAUGUACCACUUAUAGAGGGCGUCGCGACACGAACAGGGGUUGGUCACCGUUUCGCGCGCUAGUCUCCCGCGCUUCGAGAUCCACGUCCCUUAUUUUCGGGGGAUUAUUGCGAUUUUUCGGCUCGCAUGCAUCGCGACGCAACUUGCAAAAGAGCCAGAUGAAUUUCCCGAAUGUCCGAAUCGUCCACGGCCGGAAUUUCUGAGUCGAAACAUCGAAUCAAAAGCAGCCAAGUGGACGUGCGUUAAUGGCGAUCGAGUGCGCGUAGGCUUCGUGUGGUCCUUCACUUUUCGGCGUUUCCCUGGGGAAAUUAUCGCAGCUGGAUCGAGAAAAACACGUGGACGUCGGUUCCAAAGGUCUCCGGUGUCGGGGACGCGUGGAAAAAAAUUAUUCCAACGUCAAAUAUUUUUCGUACACGUUGGCAAUUUCGCGUCAAGAUGCCACAGUCUAGUUUACAGGAGAAGAAGUCAUCACAAACCUAUCUUCAAGGAGGCAAGGCACAAUCUUUAAAACGCAAAAGACGUACGACAGAACUCUCAGAAGAUUCUGAAAACAUAUAUCCCCCUAAUAAAGUACCAUCGUUGUCUCAUGCUCCUUAUACUGAAUCCUGCCACAGCACACAAUCAGUUGACAGUGCAUGUACUCCUCAACAUCAGACGUCUCCACUGAAGGAGCAGCAGGAGCCAGCUACGUGGUCAGAGUUAAGAACUGCAACUUGUUUCUUAACACCAUCAGCCUCCAAUAGUUCAUCCAGUAGACCUAGUCCAUUACCAUCCAUUCCAUGGGCCGAUGGCUCUCAAGUAUGGUCUCACAUGUGCCUCGGGGACCAGAAGACUCUAGUUCAAAGGGACCCACAGAUGUUCCAGAGGCAUCCAACACUGCAGCCAAAGAUGAGAGCAAUCUUACUGGAUUGGCUGAUCGAAGUUUGCGAAGUGUAUAAAUUACAUAGGGAAACUUAUUAUCUCGCUAUGGACUAUAUUGACAGAUUCCUGUCCAUACAUCUCAAUGUACCUAAAAAUCAGCUACAACUCAUAGGCAUAACUUGCCUUUUCAUUGCGUCCAAGGUUGAAGAAAUAUAUCCACCCAAAAUCGCGGAAUUCGCGUACGUAACUGACGGAGCCUGUACAGAGGAAGAAAUUCUGGGAGAAGAGUUAGUUAUCCUGAAAGGUCUUGGGUGGAAUCUAUCUCCGAUCACUGCUCCGGGAUGGCUCAACAUCUACAUGCAAAUUGAAUCGGGCGAUUGGUCCAGGCCGAAUACCUUCAUAUAUCCACAAUACGGUGGACUACAGUACUGUCAAGCGGCUCAACUGUUAGAUCUGGCAACAUUAGACGAAAGUAGUUUGAAGUUCCCUUACAGUCACAUAGCCGCGGCGGCAAUUUACCACACCCAAGGAAGGGAAUGUGCGUUGAGAGUAUCCCGAUUGUCAUGGGAACAGCUCGCUCCUUGUGUCAAAUGGCUCGCAGCGUUCGCUACUACUCUCGCGGAGGAGGACGGCGAGUCUCUUUUGAGGUCUGCGAUCAUGUCCACGGAAUCGCUUUCGGGAUCCGGAUUGAGGGCCACUGUACCUAAUAUAGUUGUGGACGAGUCGCAUCGCAUACAGACUCACGUGGUCGAUCUGAAGAUGCUUGAAAAGGCGCAACAACGAUUAGUCGGAGAAAUCCCUUGCGGCUAUGUGAACGAUUCGGAAACGAAUAUCGAGUCCGGUAGACAAAGUCCGAACGAGAGCGGGCUUUUGACUCCACCGUCCAGUAGUCAGAAAAAUUCUCCAGUUCCGUCGCCGUGCCCCACGCCACAAUUGCACCCUUAUACGUAAUUUAAUAUUUGCGGACACGUAAUAACAUACGAUAAAUUGUUAUUUACUACCCAUUCGUGAAUUAUAACUUUGUAAUCACGAGAAUGCUUAUCUCUCUUCUUUAACGGGAGUGUGAUUCAAGUACUCUGGAAAAUGCAAAUAUGUGAGCCUUUUACAUUAAUAUAUAUAUAUAUAUAAAUUAAAUAAUAAUUUUUAUAUAUAUUAUUUUCGAUAAUUGCUUAGUUUACACCGAGAGGACUAAGCGCGGACUGACCUAUACUGUGACCAAUCGCAGUGUAUUUUUACAAGAAUAAUCUGCCAUUGGUCACAAUAUAGGUCAAUCCACGUUUAUUCCUCUCGGUGUAAACUAAGCAAAUAUGUUCAUGUUAUCGUAAAUUAUACGACGUUUCCUAGUUGCAGACGAUCGAAACAUAGUAAUAGUAAAACAGGAUGUUAAAUAGUUUUUUAACGUGCACGGGACAUAAUGCAGAAUUAAUGCGACAUCACGUAUUUUAUUACAAAUGGUCAAGAUAGUGCUUCGUGUGUCAAAGCAUUUAUGAACUUAAGAUAGUAAACUUAAAUAGAAGCCGUGAUUACAUGGUUAGCUUCUGUGAUUAAGAUCAUCUUAGAAUUGCUAUCUUGGAGAUGCGUAAACGUGAGAAAAAAAUAAUGUUAGUGCCUGCAAUAGAAGUGUCCUUAACAAAUUAUUUCUACCUGAUUUUAAGGGGGAAAGAUAUAAAAAAAACAUUGUGAAUAGUAUUCUUUAUAUAACACGCUUUAUUAUAAUGCAAUUUAUUGCGACGGCGCAUUACCGAAUUGGAUGAAUGUAUUUUUAUGUAUAUGUAUAUUGUAAAAUU
Molecule: messenger RNA, 3202 nt
Organism: Odontomachus brunneus
Lineage: Eukaryota; Metazoa; Arthropoda; Insecta; Hymenoptera; Formicidae
Gene: CycE
Product: G1/S-specific cyclin-E1
Exons: 3
Coding region: 990-2366 (458 amino acids)
Biological process (GO): regulation of cyclin-dependent protein serine/threonine kinase activity; G1/S transition of mitotic cell cycle
Cellular component (GO): nucleus; centrosome; cyclin E1-CDK2 complex
Molecular function (GO): cyclin-dependent protein serine/threonine kinase regulator activity
Source: RefSeq, a predicted model, not a curated record